AUGACGGAGAAUAUUGAGAUGGAGAGGAUGAUGGAGGGGCAUGGGGAUAGGAAUGAAGAUGAGAUGGUAGAGAUGGAGAUGAUGGAGAUGGAGAUGAAGAUGGAGGGAGGUUGCAAAAUCAAAGCUCUGAGAGCGAAGACCAACACUUACAUCAAGACCCCCGUCCGUGGCGAAGAGCCCGUCUUCAUGGUGACGGGGCGACGGGAGGACGUCGCCAUGGCCAGGAGGGAGAUCAUUUCGGCCGCUGAGCAUUUCUCCAUGAUCCGUGCUUCCCGCAACAAGGCCGGCCCCGCCUUUGGCAGCGCCCCCACCUUGCCCGGCCAGGUCACCAUCCGGGUCCGGGUCCCCUACCGUGUGGUGGGCUUAGUUGUGGGCCCCAAAGGAGCCACCAUCAAGCGGAUCCAGCAGCAGACCAACACCUACAUCAUCACGCCCAGCCGCGACCGAGACCCCGUCUUUGAGAUCACGGGGGCCCCCGGCAACGUGGAGCGAGCCCGGGAGGAAAUUGAAACCCACAUCGCUGUCCGAACAGGCAAAAUCCUAGAGUACAACAACGAGAACGACUUCCUGUCCAGCAGUCCUGACUCAGGCAUGGAAAACCGCUACUCGGAGGCCUGGCGGGUCCACACUCCAGCCCCGGGCUGCAAACCCCUCUCUACCUUCCGCCAGAACAGCCUGGGGUGCAUCGGCGACUGCUCCUUGGACCCUGCCUACGAGACGCCCCGGCUGAACGACCAAAAUGAUUUCAAUUACAGUUACCUCUUCCCUAACUACGGGGUCAACAAGCAAGAUCUAUAUUACGGGGUCCCUGAGUCGGGAGCCCCGCUGUGGGCUGGCCAGGAAAACACCAACCCAGUUUCCGUGCUCUUCUCCAAACAGCGCUCAGGCAACGCCAGCACCCUCCACCCCAAUUCGCACCGCUCCCCCUCGUCAUCCAUCCAAGAGCCCCCCCUCUCCGGGCUUCCGAGGCGGUCUCAGGGGGAGCCCCUGCAAGGGUUCUCCAAGUUGGGUGCUUCCGCGACCAGCCGGACAUCCCUCUCAAGCAGCCGGGAGUGCAUGGUGUGCUUCGAAAGCGAGGUAACGGCGGCCCUGGUUCCCUGCGGCCACAACCUCUUCUGCAUGGAGUGUGCCGUGCGGAUCUGCGAGCGGACCGACCCCGAGUGUCCCGUCUGCCACGCGGCAGCGACUCAGGCCAUUAGGAUAUUUUCUUAA
Messenger RNA from Thamnophis sirtalis, 1212 nucleotides. The record is from RefSeq and is a predicted model, not a curated record. Lineage: Eukaryota; Metazoa; Chordata; Lepidosauria; Squamata; Natricidae.